CCUUGGAGCAACCUCCCUGCUAGUGUCAAAUCUUCCAGUCAGAAUUCAGAAACUGCAGCAAAUAGGGGUUGGUAGAAUUCAGAAUUCAGAACACCGAAAGAUCAGUCACAAAAUCUCAGAUCAGUGGACGAGUUCUCAAAAAAAGAUCAGUGGAUCCAGCAUUGCACUGAAAACUUGCUCCCAUCGAUUAAACGCUCUCGCGUCGCCCUCCCCCGGGCGACUCGGGAGGCGACGCCGCCGCCGUCCUCCUCCUCCUCACGUCUCCUCCCCCCGCCUCACCGCCGCCUGAGCGGGCACCGGCAAAGCCUUGCGCCCACAAGCUAGGACGGCGGCGGUGGGGCCUCAUCUCGCCUCCACGCGCUCGGCGGCUGGGGGGAUGCCUUGAGUGGCGGCGGUGGUGCCUAGAUCCGCGCCGGGCCCGGCCGGAUCUAGGGGAGGGGCGGCUGGCGGCGGGGGCUGAAGGUGACGGCGGCGGCGUCUGGUGUUGGACGCGUCGACGCUCGUGCUGACGGUGUCGACGGCGAGGUCCUCCAGAUCUGCGGGUGCCGGUGGUUGCAGCGCGGCCGGUGGCAGCGGCGGCGGUGGAUGCCGACGGCAGCUGGCGACAGCGGCGGCGGGGACUGCGGUGGCGGGCGGCAGCUGGCGACAGCGGCAACGGCUAUGGCGGUUCGGGCGCGUCGGCGCUCGUCCUGGCGGUGUCGGCAGCGAGGUCCUCCAGAUCUGGGGGUGCUGGCGGUUGCGAUGCGGCUGGUGGCAGCGGCGACGGCGGCUGGCAACAGCGGCGGCGGUGAUUGCGGUGGCAGACGGCGGCUAGCGACACCGACGGCGGCUAUGGCGACAACGCUGAUGGCGGCUGUCAGCGACGCGACGCCCGUGGACGGCGCGGCGGCUGUGGCAGACACGGCUCUAGCGGUGACUGGCGGAUGCGGCAGUGAUUGCGGCGUUGGCAUCGACCGGCAAUGGCAGUUGGUGGGCAGUGGCAUCGUCGGCUGCCGUUGGCGGAGGAGGACAUGGCGGCGGCGUCGGGGCGGGUGCUGGCUGCGUGGUGGCGGAGGGUGACGGCGCAACGGCGGUCUGCGAAGGCGGUGUCGGUGGCAGCGACGACGGCGGCCGUGAUUGUGGAGGCGGUGGUGAUGUCGGCGGCGGGGAUGGAGUUGGGGAUGAGGUGAGGAUGGCGACAGUGAGGUGGCUGGGUGUUCGGCAACAGCGGCUGUGGUGGUGGUGACCGUGUCUGCGGUCAUCAGAGGCGUGACGGUCUCGGACGGCUAGCCGAGGGCGUGGGAGAUGGCGACAUCUGACCGGCGUGGCAUCGUUUGGUGAAGGGGUCGGAGACUGGCUUGACGCAGAGAGGCGCAGCCGAUGGGAGCGGAGGCCGGCUCGGCGCGAGAGGCGCGAGCGGCGGAGAUGGAAGCCGGCGUGAGGAGGAGCUGUCGGUGGAUGUGGCGCGUCUUCUGCACACGAAGGCUGGCUGACGGGAGACGCCGGUUCAGGGGUCUAACAUGUCGGCAGAGCUUGUGUGGUGGUGGAGUAUCAGUGCGUUAGUCGUGGAUUCGCUUGUGGUGAGCGGCGGGUCGUGCUGUCUCACCCCUCAAGGGUGUUUGCCGGGUGAAAGCCUAGUCUUGGCUCCUUUGAGUCCCGACGGACGGCGGCGGCGGUUUUUCCGUCGCUUCUCUUCUUGAAGACGUCGUUCUGGCAUCCCCUAGGGGGCGAUCUCGUCUGUGUCCCUUUGUUGGUCUAGUGGCGGUCGGUCACGCUUAGCGGCGGUCGAUCCGGUGCUAGACUUCUCCUGGGUUUGUGUGUUGGCGAUGUCGGUGUGUGGGUGGUGUUUUUUUUUUCCUUUUUCCUGGUUACGACCCUCCAGGUUAUAAUCUUGUAAUUUUUGUCCUGCUCUAUCAAUAGAAUUUCGCAUCGUCUCGUGCGAGUUGUUUAAAAAA
Molecule: messenger RNA, 1934 nt
Organism: Oryza sativa Japonica Group (Japanese rice)
Lineage: Eukaryota; Viridiplantae; Streptophyta; Magnoliopsida; Poales; Poaceae
Source: RefSeq, a predicted model, not a curated record